CUCAUGGGCGCCGGCGCCUCCCGCGCCUUGCGCGACGCCUCGACUCAGCAGCUGUCGGAGUUUGUGGGCGUUCUGCCGAGCGAGGAUCAGCAGAGCCUGCGGGAGGCCUUGAGGCACUUGGACGGUGAUGGCGGCUCAACACCGCUCCGGACAUGUGAUCCCCGGGCGGUCCGCGACUUGCGGGAGUUCUUCAGCGCACAGUACCGUCAAGGCGGCGCCUUCUCGCACGAGGACUAUGAGGAGGGCCCCCAGCUGUGGACCUGGCGUCACAAACCAACGGGGAUUGAGGUGUGGCGCGAUGCAAUUGACCUGACUUAUGGCGCGGGUGGCGAGGUCUUCUUCCACUACACCAACCACGUGGCCUUCGUCAACAUUACCCAUACUGUCAAAGAGGCUGCGGAGAUCUACGCCUCGCUCAACAUCUCGGGUCCGCACGCCAACGCCUGGUGGGGCCAAGGCGUCUAUACGGUGCCAAAGCCCCCAGAUCAGUGGGAGAACCGUUUUCAGCUGUUGGACAAUAAUUUUCGAAACAUGAUGGCAAGAGAUGAACGAGAAAAAGGCCGAGAGUAUGUAGAAGCUCAAUAUCCUCCCAGGGCCGCCUUUGCCAUUCCGCUGAUUAUUGAGCCUGCGAACGCUUACGAUGUGUCCGUGCGGGCUACUCCCGAGAUGGUCGAAUAUGGCAAAGAACCUGGGAGGAACCUGGCCGAUAAGUUGCUGAAUGAACCUGGCAAGCCUCCUCGCACUUGUAUCGUGCUCAGAGUGGGCCAAGAGAGCGUGGAAAGCGCUCGCAGCAACCUCCUCGGUGCUUUGCGCCUGCGAGGCAGUGCAGCGGAUGCGGACGAGGACGCGCAGCUCCGCUUGGGCCAGGUGCUGAACCAUCGCGGUUUCUACGAUGAGGCCUACGAAAUGCUCAUGGUGCUGUGGAAGCAUUUGCAGUCGCAACUGGGAGAUGAGCAUCCGAAGACCUUGAAGGCAAUGUACGAGGUGGCCGAAGUGGAGUUGAACUUGGGAAAGUUCACCAAGGCCAAGGACUUGCACAGCCAAUGCUUGGAGCUUCGCCAGCGCACCCUGGGAGAAGAACAUCCCAGCACCUUCAACUCCCUGAACGGCUUGGCAGAAGCCAACUUUAAGAUGGGGCAACAUAGCGUGGCAGAGACGCUGCUGCAGAAGUGCUUGGCCGCCAGAGAGGAGUUUUUUGGCCCGGACCAUCCUGACACCAUGAGGUCCCAGAACGAUCUGGCGGCUGUGCUGGCUGCCAUGGGCAGAUACGUCGCAGCGGACGAGCUCUACCAGCAGUGCUACGAAGCCCGGAAGCGAACCCACGGCCCGCGGCAUCCGGAGACUUUGACCACCUUGAACAACAUGGCAGCGUUGCUGAAAAUAACCGGCAAGGCCAGCGGGGCUCAUUCCAUAACAACCCAGGUCUUCAUGGAACGGACCACCACCUUGCACUCUCACCAUCCCAAGCGAUUGACAUCCAUGAACAACCUGGCAGCUGUGCUUGAGGAUCUGGGAAAGUACGAGGAAGCGGAGGAGCUCUAUCGCAAAUGCUUGGAAGGGCGCACAGAAUUGCUUGGUCCGGAACAUCCGCACACAUUGAUUUCAAUGCACAAUCUGGCGAGUUUGUUGGUGAAAAGGGAUCAACAUGAUGAGGCUCAGGAGCUUUAUCAGAGAUGCCUGGAGCUAGAGAGAGAGACCCAGGGAGCUGAGCAUCCUGAUACCUUGACGUGCAUGACCAGCCUGGCCGCCCUGUGGUGGAAGCUGGGGAGGCACCAUGAGGCCGCGGAGCUCCAUCGAAGCUGCUUGAAGGCCAGGGUGGCAGUGAGCCCGGAACAUCCCAGCACCUUAGAUUCUAUGCACCACUUGGCACUCUCUUUGAUCAAACUGGACCAGCGCCCGGAAGCGGAAGAGUUGCUGCGAAGCUGUGUGGAAAAGCAAGAAAGAGCUUUGGGAGCUGAGCAUCCUGAGAGGUUGGUCUCCAUGACCUAUUUGGCAGCAUUGCUGCGCAAGAAAAAGGAGAACUAUCAGGAGGCAGAGGCUUUGUAUCUCCAAUGUUUAGACAUCAGGGCACGGGCAGUGGAAGAUGAAGAUGUCAACGCGGACGUGAUGACCUUGACACUCAAGAGCAAUCUCGCAGACUUGUCUCUGAAGAUGGGCAAGCUGGACGCGGCUGAAGCCUUGCGCCGGCAGUGCCUUUGCGCAAAGUUUGCCACGGUGGGACAAGGGCACCCAGACACUGCCAGUGCCUUCGAGAGUUUAACGAAGGUCCUGCGAAAAAUGGGGAAGGAGACUACUCUGGAGGAUGAGUUCGAGCUGUGGUCUGGGAUUGUCCCAGAGGAAGUCAAACCUUAGCACCAGCGCUUGGCCUGGUUGAACUGUGCGAUUGUGAGCCCUGGUUCUGAUGGGUUUCUGCCCGGACGAGUCCCUGAAGUGAUAAAUGGUGACAUGUCCGUGAAUCCGAUGAUUUGGCCCCAUCGGCGCCGGUCACAGCGAACGAUGGCAAGUUGAUUUGCUUGCCAUAGUGGAGCAUCAUGGAGCACCUGCCCUUGGACUCCCAGAAGCUGGAAAAAAAAAAAACAGGACCAUCACAAUAAUUAGCUUUCUGUGGCCGCCAUGCAAAUAUGUUGGCUGGAGGCUCGCACAUGGCUUG
This is a messenger RNA of Cladocopium goreaui, 2650 nucleotides long. The record is from the annotation of a GenBank genome assembly. NCBI's taxonomy places the organism in Eukaryota, Dinophyceae, Suessiales, Symbiodiniaceae.